AUGGGGAUCAGAUGGCUCUUGAGACCCUUUCGGAUGCUGGGAUAUACCAUGCAGGAUAAAGAAUGGGAAUGGUAUAGCGUGCACGUGAAUAACGGUCUCACGGUCCCACCUUCCCAGUCAAAAUUGAAAAUCCAAAGUCUCACGGUCUCACCUUCUCCGUUCUCGUCGUCGGUCGUCCACUCGUCGGCUCGUCCUCGGGCAGCAGCGGCAGCUCCGGCCCCGGAGGCGGAACGGGGGGACUCGCUGGCCGCCGCCUCGCCGAGGAGGUUGUCGGCUUGUUGCCGCGACGCCGCCUCGCCUGUGAGGCUGAGCCUGAGCGACUCCGCGACGGACGACGGUCCUCGCCUCCUCGGGCAGCUCCGGCGCCGGAGGCGGAACGAGGGGAGUCCCGUGAGUCCGGGGGGACUCGCCGCCUCGCCUGUGACUAAAGGGCGGCGGGCAGGUCUCCGGCAGUGGGAAGCCGGCGAAGGAGGCCCCCGGAUGAACGGGGCUGUCGAAGUACGGCGGCCGUUGGACGUAUCUGUGUUCGUGUUCGGAUCGGCUGCGGCCCACGGCGACAAGGUGACGCUGGCCGGGUACUGCCCGGUCUCCGACGAGCUCGAACCGUGCCGGUGGGAGAUCAUCACGACCGCUGGGUCCGAUGCUCCACUGUUCCGGAAUAGUCUUCUGUUUGAUGGGUGCCUCUCGAAAACAAACUCCUCAACAUUCUCUCUAUUCUUUAAUAUAAAAGGAACGCGAAACUUUAAGAUCACUGGAUGCAUCAAGUUGCUGUUUUGAUGAUCACGACGAAUUGUGCCUCAAGAAUAUAAAGUUUGUGCCUGAAAUUGUUAAUGUUUUCUUUUUGCUGAUGGGAAUUUGAUUUUUGGCUUGAGUUCUAUUGCAAGUUCUAUCAAAACCAAUUUCUUUAAAAUAGGACAUCUAAUGCUGUUCAAUUUAAUUUUCCUGAUCUGUUUGUAGAACUAAAAUAGUACCAAUCCAGA
Phoenix dactylifera (date palm) is the source of this 980-nucleotide messenger RNA. The record is from RefSeq and is a predicted model, not a curated record. Lineage: Eukaryota; Viridiplantae; Streptophyta; Magnoliopsida; Arecales; Arecaceae.